GUCUUUCUCGCUCACGGAUGGACACGGCUGUGGACGGGGUGCUCGCGACCGAGCCGGGGGCUGCGCCCAUGGCUCUCGAAUUUAACCUCCCGCCGUCCGACAAGCCGAUGCGCGUGUCGCGCCCGAGCCGGCUCAACACGCAGAUCCUCGGGCAGCUCCAGACGCGCAAGUACAUUUUGACGCUUGGCUUUUUCAUCAGCUGCGUCUGGAACCUCGUGGCGCCGCUGAAAGCGUGGGCGCUCUCUCGGUACGGGUUUGUGUCGACGGCCGACACGAUCGUGCUCAACGUCAACUGGAACACGGUGCUCAACGGCCGGUUCCUCACCCAACUCUACACCUCGUCGGGCAUUGCGCUACGCGCCCCGCGCCCCGCCGAUCGGUACAUCAACGUCUUCUUGGACUUUAUCGUGGUGCCACGUUCCGAGCUCACGUGGGCCAAGUCGCUCUACGGCACUGGCAACAUCUUCCAAAUGGACUUGGACGGCCGCUGCAUGCGCCAGAGCCUCGAUGGGCCGCGCCAAGCCGACCAGUUCAACAAGGACAUUCUGGCGUACACAGCCAGUGGGUAUCCGCUCUGGGGCACCGAGGUCGUCCGCGCCAUGGUGCCACCCGUGCCGGGGUUUGUGCAACUGCACGAAAUCUCCGAGGCGAUGCUGUGCCUCAAGGGCAUGCCGCUCGAAGAUUACGUCAACGUCCAGUUCGUCUCGUCGCUGCAGCCGUACAACAAGUCGUCGGACGCGGCCGCGAUCGCCAUGUGGCGCCAAAAGCUCUUCCCAAACCUCAGCGAGUGUCUCGCGCGCCGCGCGGCACUCGUGGCGGCCGCCAACCCGCCGGCCGACGGCGUCGCCGCGCUCGCCAAAGAGCUCGCAGCGACGUUCAAAACGGGCGUGGUCAACAUUGCCGGCAACGCCCAGCUCUACACGCCCAUGACCUUUCUCGACGGGUUCGUCGACCUCUCGGGCCUCAAGUCGGGCUCCGUGACGUACCAGCUCAACGGCCGCGACCCGUCCGCGCUUCUGUUCGCGGGCAGUGGCUAUCUCGACGCGGUAAUGAACCCGCGCGAAACCGCGUGGUGGUGCUCGAUCCAGUACGUCGACCCGGCGACCAACAGUCCGAACGCGACGCAGUGCUUUGAGAAGGUGGCGACGACGCUCCCGUCCGUCUUCCUCGGCAAGUACGUGGUCGCGGGCGCCGGCUCGCGUUUCUCGGACUACCCGUCGUUUGUCAUGGACAUGCUCACGCAGGGCACGCAGGCGUCGAUCGUGAUGACCAAAGCCAACGGCAGCGAAGCCAUCAUCCUCAACUUCAUCGCGCUCCUCUCGCUCGCCGGGUACGGGUACUUCUUUGUGCGCAUUUCCAUCUAUCUGUACCAAACGGCCAAGUGGAUUCGGCGCAUGCCGGACAGCAGCCAGAAGAAGCAGCUGCUCUACAGCGUCGUCAACUGCAGCAUCAGCAGCGUCAUUUGGAGCCACUACCGCACCUCGAUGCAGUUCAUCGGGUUCCUCGGGUUCAUCGCGUGGCACCUCGGCACGAGCAGCAGUUCGUGCCAGUGGGAUCACUCGAUCGUCGACGUGAGCGUCGACGCGACGUACAGCUGCCGCAUCGACAGCCUCGGGCACUUUUCCAGUUUUGCCGAAAUCAUCCGGCUUUUCUCGUACUCGUGGGUGUUCUACGCCCUCGUCUUUAUGGACCGCAUGCCGGGCAUCGCGAUCUACAUGCCCGGGUACAUUGUCGCCGCGCUCCUCCUCGGCUUCGUGCCGUUAUCGCUGCUCGCGAUCGUCGUCGCCGAGAUUUGCAAGGCGCGGUUGCAGUCGCCGGCGCUCUUCCUCAUCCACAACCAGCUUUUCCUUGUCCUUCUUUGGCUCGCCGUGUUUUGGCUUCUCCGGACGCCGCUCUUGCGCCCGGUCCACCGGCUCGUGGAGCUCUGCCUCGGCCUCGUUGGCGUCAAGAAGCAAAAACUGCAUAUCGAGAGCCCGUUCUACGCGAUGCUCGGCGAUCAUUUCUGGAUCGAAACGGCGCUGCAUCGGGACGAAGACGUCAUGUACGUGCCGCUGAGCGUCCUCAUGGAGACCAAGAACCUCAAAUUGCGCAACAUUUACGACCACGAGUACUUUACGUACGGCGUCCUCAAGACCGAAAAGACGCGCAGCGAUCAUCCGCUCUGGCUCCAAACGCAGCUCGAGUACUACGUGCGCGUGCACGAGUAGUCUAGCGUCGAUAGUUGCAUUUUACAUUGAAUUACAUACCACGCCGAUUGAUACUAGC
Saprolegnia diclina VS20 is the source of this 2265-nucleotide messenger RNA. RefSeq lists its product as hypothetical. The record is from RefSeq and is a predicted model, not a curated record. Bases 18 to 2207 code for a protein of 729 amino acids. NCBI's taxonomy places the organism in Eukaryota, Oomycota, Saprolegniomycetes, Saprolegniales, Saprolegniaceae. The transcript has 2 exons.